Messenger RNA from Microtus ochrogaster (prairie vole), 2926 nucleotides. RefSeq names its product coiled-coil domain containing 97 (gene Ccdc97). NCBI's taxonomy places the organism in Eukaryota, Metazoa, Chordata, Mammalia, Rodentia, Cricetidae. The record is from RefSeq and is a predicted model, not a curated record.
UGCCUGGGUGCAGUUUAAGCAGUCGGUCAGUGACGCUUCCAUAGCCGGAAAUGGCUACGACUGCUUAGGGUCCGUGCUGGCUUCCCGACCCCGCUGCGGCGGUUAAUGAGUCGGAGACUUGGGAUGGAGGCCGUGGCAUCCGGGACGGUGACGGACGAGUCCGAUGUUGACUGUGUGGAGCCCAGAUGUGUGCACUGGGGGGAGCUGAGCCAGGUUCCUGUUCCAUCUGCAUCCCAGAACAAGGAGGCAAAAGAGAGUAUACCAGGAGUCCCCGAUGGUGACACCUCCCAGGCUGAGAGUCCAGCCGUGAGUGCCAUGCUGCAGGCCAUCGCCGCCAGCCACCUGCCUGUGUGCAGCCAACAGCAGGGUGAGCCUGACCUGACAGAGCAUGAGAAGGUGGCCAUCCUGAGCCAGCUCUAUCACGAGAAGCCACUGGUGUUCCUGGAGCGCUUCCGCACCGGCCUCCGGGAAGAGCACCUGGUCUGCUUCAGCCACCUGCGUGGGGACCACCGUGCUGACUUCUACUGUGCCGAGGUGGCCCGGCAAGGCACGGCCCGACCCCGAACCCUGCGCACCCGCCUGCGUAACCGACGUUAUGCUGCCCUGCGAAAGCUCAUCCAAGGAGGCGAGUACUUCAGCGAUGAGCAGAUGCGGUUCCGGGCCCCGCUGCUGUAUGAGCAGUACAUAGGACAGUACCUCACGCAAGAAGAGCUCAGUGCCCGCACACCGGCCCCCCAGGUCCCCAGGACCGGCUCCCCCAGCAUGCCUGCCUACCCACUCUCUGACCUGCUCUUCCAGUCCUACCAGGAACGAGAGCUGCAGCAGAAGCUGCUCCGGCAGCAAGAAGAGGAGGAUGCCUGCUUUGAGGAGGAAGAGGACAGUGAUGAGGAAGACCAGAGAUCAGACAAGGACUCGGAGUCCUGGGUGCCCGACUCAGAGGAGAGGCUGAUCCUGAGAGAGGAGUUCACCAGCCGCAUGCACCAGCGAUUCCUGGAUGGCAAAGAUGGGGGCUUUGACUACAGCACGGUGGAUGACAACCCUGACUUUGACAACCUGGACAUCGUGGCACGCGACGAGGAGGAGCGAUACUUUGAUGAAGAGGAACCCGAGGAUGUGCCCAGCCAAGAGCUGGAUGGGGACUGAUGGCUCCCACCCUUCCAGCCAGUGACACACCUCACCCAUCCCCCUACAGGCAGCUGAUUACAGGCUGGCUUAGUGACUCAGGGGCCAUCAGGGCAGGCCCCCAGGCCUGGCACACCUCAGACAAUGCCUCCACUUCUGUUUAUGGGGUUCCCAUUUUUCUCCUGGGAAGUCAUUGCCCCUCUCUCCUUGGCCCUACCUCUCUGUCCUUUCUCUUUGAGAUGGGGUCUCACUGUGUAGCUAGCUAGCCUGUUAAUUGCUUUGUAGCCCUGGCUGGCCUGAAAUUCCAUCCUCCUGCCUCCGCCUCCCACACGCUGUGCGUGCACUGGCCUACCAGUCUUGUUCUUAUCCCCUCUCCCCUCCUUCAGCUUCUUAGGUCUCCAACAUCUGUGCAUCCACCCUUCUGCCUUUCUCUGUGUUCUGGGUGCUGUGCCCACACAGAGCCAUGAACGAUUGUGGCAGCUGUCCCAUGGAUUCUAGUGUUUAGAUCAGGCUGCACCCAGAUCUGGGCUUUUCCAUUUCUCUGUGCCCGUGUUCUACACUGGUCCCCUCUCUCCUGUACCUCAGUCUUUAGGCCAGCCUUCUCGUCCCUUCUGUGUCUCCAGGCCUCUGCCUUGCGUCUAUCCCUGUCUCAGCCUUUAUGGCUCUGCUCCUCUAUGUCCCCACCCCCAGGCCUGGCAGCUAUGGGCAGCAGAAUCCUGGGUACCCAGUGAGACUUCCCUCUGGGUGGGAGUCGGGAACCCAGAGGGCACCAGGCUCUGCUGCUCCCUUUGGACCUUGGCUGGGAACCACAGGGCCAGCUUGAGUGUAGGAGGCACUUGAAGAAGGGGGCAGUCCCUACCAGUCCCCCUCCCCAGCCACAAUUUUCCUUUUCUUCACUUCUUCCACCUCCCUCCCCCUCUCCUGUUUACACUCUCCAAGUAUGCAUAGGCUGUUAUCAUGUGUCCUGAGUCAUCUCUCUCUCUCUCUUUCUCUCUCUCUCUCUCACACACACACACACAAACACACACACACAGCCUGCCCUAGUGUCCCUGCCCCCAGCAGGCCACAGGGCCUGCCCCACAGAGCCCCCUGCUGCCUCCGACUAAUGAGAGCCAGAUGGCUCUGUGACUCAGCCAUGGCCUGUGGGAACCCAGACGUCCUACCUUCCCAUGCCCCACACCGGAUCCUGCUGCCCCAGCAGAUAGAAGGGACCUGCACUAUCCCUUCUGAGGAUGGGGGCUAGCGUAUCUGAGCCUGAAGAGGCAAGCUACUCUGAGACAGUUGUGGCCUUCUAUUUGGCUAUACCUGCAGGACCCUCAAAACUGCUUUGUCGAGCUAAAGUCCUGACCCCUGGGACUCACCCAGAGAGCUACUGGGGACAGACGGUGUUGGCAUGAAAGCUUGAAAUAUGGAAAAGACCUCAACAGUUCCACCUGGGCCAGGCUGCCUGAGGCAGUGGUGACACCUCUUGACAACUUGAACCAGACUGUCAACUGCCACUUGUCACAAACGACAAAACAGCCCAGAAAGGCUGUUGAGAUCACCUGGCCUCCCAGGCAGAACCAAGACUAGAACACACUCCUACAGCCACUCCUGCCAGCGUGUGUGGGGGCCGGACAACAGAGGGGACAGAAGACGAUCUGGGAGAGCCCAUGGAAGUGCCGUGGCAUGUGUACGACGUGCUGUUACAGCCCCUGCCCUUGUCCCCGCAGCAGGAGCAAAGAGUGCUCUCUGGGGAGCUGGGUUAGCUUAAGUCUUUUCCCAGUUGAUCAGUGUUCUGUCUGAUUAUUAAAUUGAUUGAAGA